Molecule: messenger RNA, 1167 nt
Organism: Blepharisma stoltei
Lineage: Eukaryota; Ciliophora; Heterotrichea; Heterotrichida; Blepharismidae
Source: the annotation of a GenBank genome assembly
AUGUCUUUAGAAUUUGAUUGCUCAUGGAAAGUUCUGACUUCUAUAAUUUUGCGUAACCUCCAAGGACCUCCUUCUCCACUAGAGCUUCAAAUAUCAAGCUUAUCUAAAGACUUUCAGCUAAAACUUCCUCAUUCUCCUUCAUGUAAUCCCUCAUGGCCAAAUCUCAACAUUUUUAGCUCCCUCUUUCCCAUCUCAAUAAAAAUUUCUAAUCCCUCCGAUGAACUAAUUUUAGAAACUGUAUUAGACCCACGGCAUAUGUAUUUUAUUGCAAACGAUCUAUCAAGUUUAGAAAACUUCAGCCAUUGCGCUUGGCUGUUUGAAUUUUCAGAAAAUGGGUAUUACACAAACCAAGAAAAUGCAAGUGAGCUUAUAGCAAUCGCAAGCAAUUGUUCAGCUCAGCAGAAACUGCAGGCGACUCAAGAUGCUGUUUCAAGAGUCAUUUCGUUUCAGGAUCUUAAAAGGCGAUAUGAAGAGUUGCUAGGAGGAAGAAAAAGAUUAUCAGAUUUAUCAUUGAGGCUAAAAGAGUUAAGGAGCCAAAGUUCUAAGUUCCUCGUAAACAAAAAAUCUGAUUUUUCAAGUUUGGGUAUAAAACAAAGCACAGAAUCAGAAUUAAAUGAUACCCAAAAGUCAGCAAUAAACUCCAGUAAUUUAGACCAAAGUUCUAAAUCUCUUAUCACUGAUAACUCUGGACAGCUUCAAGUUGCAGAAAAAUUACUGAAUGCUCACAAUAAAAAAUACAAGUUAAGAAGCGAAAAUACUCAAAUAGAAUUCAAAGAACUCCCAAAAAAGCAUGAAAUCCUCCAAAUCCGCCGACUAAAAAUGACAGGAGAACUUUAUGAAAUUUUUAAAGUAACUCGAGCUAUUAACCUGUUUUAUGAGAAUUCUGACGGCAUAUUAAAUGAUGAAGAAAACAACUAUCGGCUUGGAUACAGUGCACACAUUUUGCAGGUUUUAUCUGAUCUCUAUAGGAUCCCAGUAAGAUUUCCUAUGAAAUUCAGAGGCUCAACAUCAAGUAUUUUUGCAAACGGAAAAGAAUUUCCGCUGUAUAGAUAUGGAAAGGCACAAGAACUAACAAAGUUUAACAUUGCCAUGCAAUGCUUAAGAUUUAACAUAGCUCAAAUUCUUGAUAUUGUUCCUCCUCUUAUGUCAUUUGAUGAUAUUAAUUAA